UCCAAUAUAAGGCGACAGACGGACGAAGUCUCCUGCCAGGGACCAGUGCCUUAUACCGAGAGAGUCCUGCUGUCACUAGAUCAUCGCUGUGUUGGGAUAAGGUACAGAGGCUCAUCAUGUGUUCCACCACCGGCUGGAUCGUCAUACUGGCGAUAUUUGUUACGUGCACACUCGGCACGUCAAUCACACGUUACCAGCACUACCCACUCCCGAUGUGUUCCGAAGACACUGUGUGUUCUGAAAUAAGCGAGAUACCAUCAAUAAAGGAAGAGAAUAAUUAUUUCAGUUGGAUGAAGUGCCAGUGUCCAGGGGAUAGUGUGUGUCCCAGGAGUCCCGGCGCACAGACCAUAGAGGUCACGGGGUCAAAAUGGUAUGGUAUGUGUAGACCAAAGUCUAACAUUCGACCGUGUUCCCGAGGGGAAGUGGCAGAAGAAUACUAUAUGGGAGUUCGGGAAAUUCCAUUUGGAACAUUCACGAAGGUUCAUUGCACGUGCCCGCUGUUAGAGUACGAGGAGAUGCCGUCAGGGAUGGAGUCAUCUAACUCUAAAACCAUCUAUCAACUUAUCUGUUCCGGAAGAGGAUUGCAAGCAGCGAUGAAGAGAGGCAGAGGAGGCGGGAGAUACGGAGGGGGAAGCAAUGGCCGCCGGUUCUACUUUUACAGAAAAUAAACAUGACGCAUUUGCGAAUAAAUACUUUGUUUAUAUUCAAGAGAGGUACAAUCUACCAAACAAGCUAAGACGUCCUCGUUCGACGUCUAGCAAUCAAUGUUAAAGCAUAUCUAACGUAUCUUUACUUUCUAUUUGAACUGUAAUCCAUCACUCACGUGUGAAGGUACAUGAAUGAAAUGUCAUGGCUUUGUAAAUAAAGUUUACAAACUAUUUGAGUGAA
Molecule: messenger RNA, 888 nt
Organism: Pecten maximus
Lineage: Eukaryota; Metazoa; Mollusca; Bivalvia; Pectinida; Pectinidae
Exons: 5
Coding region: 117-668 (183 amino acids)
Source: RefSeq, a predicted model, not a curated record